GCUAUCGCUCGAAUCUAGGCUUUCUAUUGGUUGGUUUUUUGUUGAUAGGGCUAGUUCUGACGGCUUGUUUUGUCUUCACACGUCUAGAGCACGGUACAUAUUCUCAACUUGUCUAGUUUGAACUACAACUAUCAUCUGUUCUCAGGGUCCGGAAAGGCCGAUCAUUGUUUUAUUUUGCGAUGCAGCGUUUUUAUGAAUGGUUUUGACAAUGGCUGAAGCUUGUAGACUAUCAAGUCAGUUCAAUAAGGAAAAGAAUACUACUGUGAUCAGUCAAGAUGAAAACUUUUGUAUAUUCAAUGUUUUGUGUGUGUUUGUAUCAUUAAUAACAAUUCUUGCUGAUUUGACCACAGAUAUACUGGUUUUUGCUGAAUAUUGUAAACACGGCUACGUGUAUUGGGCAUUAGCUACCCUUGUUUUCAUUCUUACUCCUAAUAUUUUAAUCAAUGUUUUCUCUAUGAGAUGGUUUAUUAUUGAUAAGAAAAAUAGAUUAAGACAUUGGAUUACUCAUGGGUGCCUUUUUGGUUUAUUAGAAAGAUACGUACUAUUCCUAAGAAAAGUAUUUGCCUGUCAAAAUUUGGAAGCAGUGAAAACACAGAAGUUAAUAACUCAACGAAAUGACUUGAGUUUGUUGCAUUUUUUAUAUAUUUUCACGGGGACUAUACCACAAAUCAUUUUACAGACCUAUGCUAUACUAAUAUUAGAAGAAAACUAUUAUACAAAAGUUUUUGCGUUAACAGCGGCGAAUGCUUCUGUACUUUGGGGAUGUGCGUGUUACAUAUACAGUAUUAUGGCGUUUUCUAAUGAUAGUUUUCAAUGGAUCUCAUAUUUACUUCGACUAACAUGGCAUUUUGGAAUGUUAGUCGCAAGAAUGUCAGGAAUCCUGUUAUUCACUGUAAUUUUUGGCAUUUGGACAUUGCUGCCCUUAGGGUUACAUUGGACUGCAAUGACCUUUUGGAUUAUAAUACAAAACACAACAUUUUGUCCAAACAAAUUAGAAGAAACUUUAUAUAAUGUUGUUAUGGGAUUUGUGUACUGUUUUUGUUACAUAAAUCUCCGAGAAGGCCACACACGAUAUCGCUUGUUGAUGUUUUAUACAUUAAUGGUGACACAAAAUUUUGGAAGUUUAUUUUUAUAUGUCCUAAUUUCUGACCUAGAACGUCAACGAAAAUCUUGGUCCAUAGCGGCUACAGUGUGUAUAAUUGCUGGGACUUUACUUGGCAUGUGUUCAAUGCUCCUGUAUUAUAGAUAUUUCCACUCGAAAGGACCGAUUCCAUGGAAAGCAGAUCAUGAAGAUGUUGAAUUGAAUAACAAAGUUACAGAGAAAAUAUCGCAGAAUAAGAACAACGGUUUAAAGCAUGUUAGGUCUUUCAAGAGUACGCACAAAGAUGAAGUAGUUGAAAUAAGUUCCAGAAGUGGAAACUCUGAAAGUGUAAAACAAAAUGAAAAUGAAACUACUGACAAGAAGUUUUUGUUGGAUCAUUUAAUUGCUAGAUCAGGGUCUCCAACAUUCACAUCUGCGCCAGUAGGAAAUUUAAGCAUGGACGCGUCGAGCAUAGAAUUAUAUACUGUAGAAAAUACGCCUCAAUCUUUAGCUAUACCACCAAAACCUAACAAGAAAAUUACUAUAUGUUCGCCCACGGAAUUAAAUUUAAAGCUAUCUUCAUUAGAAACAUUGGAAAGUUCCAUCGACAAAAUUACUUCAAAUAACAUGAAUAUUCAGAAAAGGCGUGGAAUAUGUUCUUCAGAUGAAUUACGGGAAGACUUUAAUACCUUGAGCCUCGAAGCAUGUAAUGUGAUCAACGAAGCAUUCAGUAAAUCUCUAAAAACUGACCGCAGUUCUGAAAUAAGUCAUGAUACUGAUGGGUCCAAUAAGAAAACUUCAUCCGAUUCCAUUGACAUGGAUUUAGAUUUAAGUUUUAGUGAUAUUAAUAGUUCCGAUAUUAACACUUUCAAUGAAAACAUAGUGCAAAAGUUGUGCUUAAGUGCAUUAAAAAACAUUAAAGUUGGAAAUCAAGACGCAGAUAUCGAAAAUAUUCAAAGAAUUGCUUUGGAUAUACUUAAAGAAAUGUACGCCAAAAAAGACAAAAACAAGAGGAGUGGACAUGCCGGAUCACUAACAUCAAAACGUGAUUUAGACACUCCUACUGAAAUUUUGUCUGUCCAUGAUUAUGAAAAUAUUUGCGCUGUUAACAUUGCAAGAGAAGCGUGGGGAUUAAGAUCUUGGAAUGGAUAUUGUGACAUAGAGAAUUGGCUCCACGAUGGAAGUGUUGUAAGGGAUAGAAGACGUGACACUUUAACUUCAGCUAGUACGGAAGUAAGUAGCUGUGUAUCUCAAGAUUUGAAAAGUGCAAUAUUGUCUGCCCCUCCUUUUCCUAAGAAAGCUCCUACAUAUUCGAAUGUUUUUAUCAAAUUCGAUAAGAGCAAUCAUGAAGAUUAUGUGAAUACAUCAAGUUGCCAUUCAAACGAUGAAACUUUUCUAGCCAAACCCUGCAUGAUCGAUACUGGCAAAGAUCCCAGCCAAUUAGAACCCAUUAUGGAGGAAUUAGAUGAUUUAGGCGACAUAGACCCAGCAAACAAAAAAAGACUGAAUUCGGAAAGUUCACUUGUUGCAACUAUCGAUGAAAUAAGAAAAGCAACGGUUACAAACUCUCCAAGAAAUUUGUAUCAUAGGACGCGUAUGUGGGAUUCUCCUCAGUUUAACGCCUCUGUAAAAAUGGAAUGCAACUUGAAACGCGCUCUUUGGAAGGAGCCAUCUAAGUUUGAUUCCAGCAACAUUAUGGAGUCAUUGCCGGAAAAAGAAAACAUUUUGAAUGUCCAUAGUUCAAAAUUUGCUCCAAGUAAGAAUGAAAUGAAUUUCUUAGAUUCUUCUGGUCCUUUAGAUUUAGAUAACGCUGAAAGUAUCCUAAGCAGCAGUAAGAAUACCAGAAGACGUCUUAAAUCAAACAACAGUGCUGGACGGGCUCAACUGAAAAAGAAUAAUCACCAUAGGUCAGAACAUCAUUUGCAAGAUUUAUCUAACAAAGACAUCGAUUUUUUAUGGCAAUUAGUUUCCGAGAACUCUUUGCCAUUCAGUUCAACUGAGGAUCUUUCAGCAAGUCGAAUAACAUCGUCAUUACAAUCUCUUAUUCAGAAAGAUACAGCUGCUACCAUGGUAAACACGCCAUCCUCUAAAGUGACGAAUAUAAAAAAAACAACUAAGAAUAGACCAAGGCGAAAAUUUUCCCUUCUCAGAGAAAGGUUUGAACCGAAAACAAAUUUACAUUCUGAUGAAGAAAUUUUAUUUCACUGUAGCACUGACAGUAUACUAAAUCAGACUGAUGCUAAUUUACUAAAACUGAAAAAUGAUUUUGAAACAAAAAAUGAUUCGGACGUAGUGCCUCGCCCGCCAGAUACUAACAUAUCACCCUAUAAAAUUAAUAAGAAUUGUGAAUUUUCACCAACCUGUGAUUCUUCACUUUCUAAAAACAUAAAAGAGAAACGAAGUAUUUUUAUGAAGCAAGUCUUAAGCCCACCAAAAUUUAAUACGAAAUUAAGGUAUAAAGUGUAGGUGAUAACUUUCAGUGCAUUUAUAUAUAUAUUGCUAUAUAUCGAAUAUUGCUGGAUUUUGUUCCUCACUCGUCGUCGCCAUAGUCGAGAGAUUUACAGAUAUAAUAGUUAAUAAAUGGUGUUUGGAUUUUAAAAGAACAUAGUACAGUCUUACGACUAUAAUGAAAAAAAAAAAUGUAUUUGAAUAAUUAACCUGUGUAGUGUAGUUUAAGUUACGAAGUCACUGCAUAAUGGAUCUCAUCACCAGAGUAGUCACUAUUUUUUAUAUUGUGAUUAGAUUUUUUUCCAAAAUAUUCAAAAAUGGUUUCCUACCUAAUUUGCAUUUUUGUAUAUUAUAGUUUUACAGCUUUUUAAAAAGACAAUAUCAAGCCAUCUUUUAAGUACUUAUAUCCUAUUAAUUUUAAUGAACAUUAUUUUAUAAGUUCAAGAUUGUAUUUGGAGAUGUCUCAUGUCAUAAUCUGUGAUGUAUAUUGUGCCUUUAUUCAGCCAGUAUCAAUUAGCUCUUAAGUUUUUUGGCGAUAUGAACGUAAUAGUAUAAAUAAAUAAAAUUUUGCUUUU
Pectinophora gossypiella (pink bollworm) is the source of this 4104-nucleotide messenger RNA. RefSeq lists its product as uncharacterized. Lineage: Eukaryota; Metazoa; Arthropoda; Insecta; Lepidoptera; Gelechiidae. Bases 197 to 3547 code for a protein of 1116 amino acids. Gene Ontology annotation, cellular component: plasma membrane. The record is from RefSeq and is a predicted model, not a curated record. Gene Ontology annotation, biological process: apoptotic process involved in development; phosphatidylserine exposure on apoptotic cell surface; engulfment of apoptotic cell. The transcript is spliced from 7 exons.